Messenger RNA from Emiliania huxleyi CCMP1516, 1110 nucleotides. RefSeq lists its product as hypothetical. The transcript has a single exon. Bases 1 to 1110 code for a protein of 369 amino acids. NCBI's taxonomy places the organism in Eukaryota, Haptophyta, Isochrysidales, Noelaerhabdaceae. The record is from RefSeq and is a predicted model, not a curated record.
AUGCACGCACAGUUUUCCAACAGCCUCGACGUGUUGCUGGAGGUCAGAGCCGAGCAGUUGUCAAUCCACGAGCUGGCAGCUCUGCGCGCCGUGUGCGCCCAGCUCAAGCAGCAGGUCUGCGAGGCAGUACGCAGCCUGCAUGCCGCCGAGCUUGCCAAGAUUCUCCAGUGCACGACGACCUUUCCAGCAGUGGAGGAGGUUCGACUCGUCGAGAUCGAUUUCACGGAGUGGGCGGCGCAUUGCGCAGAGCGACUCGCGCACCGUGUCGCCACUCACAUCUUGUGGUUACGGAACGAACCGAACCACCGGUUCGUUGACCGCGCAAAUGCGUUGACCUGCUGGCAGACGCUGCUGGUCAGCCGGCUUCUUGGCGUGCAGCCGCUGGAGCUGGGCCUCUCGGACGUGGCCACCGUAGAGGCCAUGGAUCGAAACCAGCUGAUUUUGCGGCUGGAGGACAUGUUCCACUCUGGCCAGGACAUGGUGAGCGAUUCGCGGCUCCAGCCAGAAUCUUGGCGCCGCUCGCCGGCGGGUAUGCUCCAAUGGGACUCCGUCGACGCGAUCCUGCCAGAUGGGCGACGCGGCAUCUUCCAUGCGUCCCUCGACAGCGUCGUCGGCUGGAGGGCCAGUCAAGGGCGAACGAUCGACCGCGGCGCGGCGUUCCUCUAUCUGCGCUGGUUCACGCGCACAUUCGGUAUCGGCACGCACCCGAAGGCAUGUGUGCAUCAUGCGCUGCGUGCUCACGCGGAGAUCCGCGCGCUGCGUGGCCUCCUUCGCGACGCCACACGAACAGAGUCGGCCGAUGGGCUGCUGCGCCUGCUCCGCCAGCAAUUCGGCGCCGAGCGGACAGCUUCGAUGCAGAUCAGCCUUCGAAACGUGAUCAGCGGGGCGAGGUCGCCGGGCGACGAUUUCCCGUUGCCUGGGGUGGUUCCGGCGCUCGCAACGAGCUUCGAGGAGAUGGUGAGAGAGGUCGCAACGCACGACUUGGAGCACGACAAGCGCGGCAUCCUUCGGCGCAAGUGGAGGGCUGUGCUCUCCGGCUUGCACGCUUUUCGUCAUGGCUUCAGCCGAGUGCAACAGCUCGUGGACGAGCUGACUGCAGAUCAGCCCUGA